GAAACUAGUGUGUUGUUGUCACCCUGCCAGUGAGGCUCAGUUGGGGGGUAAAAGCGCAGGACAACAGGGAUUUUAUUUGUGGAAGGCAAGGAUAGCUUUCAAGGGACCUAUCCUCUUAAUGCUAGUUGAAGACCCUUGAGAAGCCAUGACCAGAACUCUUGGACUAUUAAUACUCCUGUCUGCUCUCUGCUGCUGCCUAGCGGACAAUGUGAAUCUGCUCCGCACUAAGAGAGGGACUCGUUUUUACAGAGGUGAGCCUGACAGGCAGCCAGCCAGACGGACGCUUGUGGUUAUUCAUGUCGAGAAGUCGUCAUCUUCCUUUGACACCUCCUUACAAUGUACGGAUAGUGAGACGUCAGCAGUGCGUAGUUUUGGGGACACUUGGCUGCGAUGGAGGGGACAACGUGUGGAGUAUUGCCAUUGUGCAUUAAGAGGACGAGAGCGUUGUCAUAUUGUGCCCGUCAUCAACUGCUACGUGUCUCAGUGCUACAACGGAGGAACCUGUAAGGAGGCCGUCUACACUUCAGACUACAUUUGCCAGUGUCCCCCUGGCUUCAGUGGAACUCAGUGUGAGAUCAACACCAAAGAGAAGUGUGUUGUGGGGCAGGGUGAAGGAUACCGCGGCACAUGGAGCAUCAGUCAUUCCGGAGCAGAAUGCAUCAACUGGAACUCCACGUCUCUGAGAGGAAGAAGGUUCACCGCCAGGAAAGUGGACGCCAGCAGCCUCGGACUGGGCAAUCACAACUUCUGCAGGAACCCCGACACCGACAGCACUCCUUGGUGUUACAUCUAUAAAGGCACUCAGAUCGUCUGGGAGUUCUGCACCAUACCCAAAUGUCCAGAAGAUAAGUACCAAGAAUGUGUGCAGGGCGAGGGUCAGUCGUACAGAGGCACAGCGUCUGUCACUAAGAGCGGCUCUCGCUGUCUGCCGUGGGAUUCUCCAGCUGUCAAACGCAAGCUCAACAACGCUUGGAGAUCUGAUGCGCUGGAGCAGGGGCUGGGCAGCCACAGCUUCUGCAGGAAUCCAGAUGGUGAUGAAGGUCCAUGGUGUCACACCUACAAGAACAUGCAGCUGACCUGGGAGCUGUGUGACAUACCGAAAUGCUCGAGAGGUCCAUCUAUCAUCACCACUCUCGGCCCACGUGCUCCCACCACGAACAACAACGGAGCAACAUGUGGCCAGCGUUUAGACAACACCUUGAAUCGGCCGGUGUUCCGCAUGUUUGGGGGCAGAGUGAGUGACAUCACGGAGCAGCCGUGGCAGGCGGCCAUCAAUGUUUACCAGCCCCGUCACAGUAUGUACUUUCACCGAUGUGGAGGAAUCCUCAUUGACUCCUGUUGGAUCCUGUCUGCUGCACACUGCUUCGAGGACAAUACUAAAGCAGAAAAAAUGGAGGUGAUUUUGGGAAGAACCUUUCGGAAACAGAAUUCCAGCAGCGAGCAAAUAUUCAAGGUUGAGAAGUACUGGAUCCACGAGAAGUUUGACGCUGAAACAUUUGACAAUGACAUUGCACUUUUGAAGCUGAAGACGGACAUUGGCAUCUGUGCUGUAAACUCUCCAGAGGUUCUUCCUGCGUGUCUGCCUGAACGUGGGCUGGUGCUGCCCGACUGGACUGAGUGUGAGAUCUCCGGCUAUGGAAAAGACUCCCAAUUUUCUCCCGAAUAUUCCGAGCGUGUUAAGAGAGGUUACGUCCGCCUGUGGCCCAAAGAGCGCUGCAUCCCAGAUGUGCUGUCUGGACGCACAGUCACCUCCAACAUGCUGUGUGCAGGUGACACUCGAGGCUUGGACGAUGCCUGCAGUGGAGACUCUGGCGGCCCACUCGUCUGUCGAAACAACAACAAGAUGACUCUGAUGGGUGUGAUCAGCUGGGGUGAUGGGUGCGGGCAGAAAGAUAAGCCUGGAGUCUACACCCGUGUCACUCAUUAUAUCGACUGGAUCAAUGACAAAAUCAAGGCAAGCCCGGUGUAAAGAAAAAGAGACUGCAAAUAAGAUUUUAUUGUAUGGCCAUACCCAUAAACACAGUGGGUAAAAGAGCAAACACAGAUAUGUUUAUCAUUGAGAAGGUAGACAGCGAGAUCCGCAGGACUCUGAUUCUGUAGUUUAUUUGUUGAUCUAAACUGGUGGAGGUUUUAAAGCAGCCGGACCACUCUGACAGAGGCACACAACAACACCUCAAUCAUGAGUUUUCAUGCUCAAUGUAGCUCCAAGUUUUCUGUUCCUUUCUCCUGUGUUGAAUGUGACAGUAUAUAUGGACAGAAACAAAGGACAAACUCUUUUUCCUCCGUCUGGGCCAUCUUCAUCUUGGGUAAUACUUACAAACAAGCAUGUGUUUUAUUGUAUAUUGCCUCCACCAAAAUGGAGGUUCAGGCAGUGAACCUGAUAGGAAAAAUAGGAAAUAUCAGUAUAUUCCUCUGCUUCCUUUGCACAACACAGUAAGUCAGUAGGAAUGUAGGCAUUUUUUGUGCAAAGAUUGUGUCACAGCACCGUCUUCUAGGUAUUAUUUGAUUAGUUUUAAUGCAAAAUAGUCUGCAUUUGCUUACUUGUAGGGCUUUAGGUGUUUCAGACCUAAACACAAAGCAUAUCUGCUGGUUCAGAUUCUGCUUGUUUUUACAGUUUGAACUCCUUUAGCUCCCUGUUGCCUCAUAGGUGGGAUUAGAUUUUGACAUGUGGAGGCUCUGAGAAACUCCAUUCAAUAAACCUUAUUCAUUAUCAAUGUUUUUAAAACAGAUUUUCAGAGCACUUCUCCACCAGACACCUGGGUUGAGCCCAGCAUGUAUAUAACAUGUACAUUGGAAAUGACUUGGGGCUAUUCUUUCUUUAAACUGCUUAUUGACUGCAAAGCUUAUCUCCUAACAAACUCUCUUCUGUGACUGGGUUUUAAGUUGUUUUUUUUACUAAGUUAAUAUUUAUGUGUAUUUUAUAUUGUAUUGUAUUGGACUUUUGUACUGUAGUUUAUAAAUUAUUGUCUCUGUCAUUAUAACCACAUCUUGAAACAUACUCCUUUUUCAAUAAAUAAUAUUUGUAAUAAAUCUU
Molecule: messenger RNA, 3034 nt
Organism: Centropristis striata (black sea bass)
Lineage: Eukaryota; Metazoa; Chordata; Actinopteri; Perciformes; Serranidae
Gene: plat
Product: plasminogen activator, tissue
Exons: 15
Coding region: 146-1969 (607 amino acids)
Biological process (GO): smooth muscle cell migration; plasminogen activation
Molecular function (GO): serine-type endopeptidase activity
Source: RefSeq, a predicted model, not a curated record